Geodia barretti is the source of this 342-nucleotide messenger RNA. The record is from the annotation of a GenBank genome assembly. NCBI's taxonomy places the organism in Eukaryota, Metazoa, Porifera, Demospongiae, Tetractinellida, Geodiidae.
AUGCCCGAUACCUACGGCUACGUCCGCACCAGCCGCCCCAGAGUCUCCGAGUUGGCGGGCAGCGACCCGGAAACCCAACGCCAGCAGAUGCUGGCGGCCGGCGUGGCGCUUUCUCACAUCUAUCAGGAUGUCGGCAUCUCCGGUACCUCCGGUACCAACAUUCGGUGGGGCUGGCACUCUCUUGACUCCCGGCUGGCCCAGGGCGACACCUUGGUUGUGGUGUCCAUCGACCGCAUCGGGCGGCGCUGGCUGGACACCAUUGGGAACAUCCACGAUCUGCAACGGCGCGGAGUCAGAAUUCGCAGCCUAGCCGAUAACGCACAGCACGACAGGGAGUGUUGA